This is a messenger RNA of Branchiostoma belcheri (Belcher's lancelet), 1234 nucleotides long. RefSeq lists its product as uncharacterized. The coding region runs from base 304 to 1233 and encodes 309 amino acids. The transcript has 2 exons. NCBI's taxonomy places the organism in Eukaryota, Metazoa, Chordata, Leptocardii, Amphioxiformes, Branchiostomatidae. The record is from RefSeq and is a predicted model, not a curated record.
GGCACUGCAGGGAGAGGGGGCACAGGGAGAUCGUACACCCGCGAUAUCAUUACGUGUUCGUGCCGUUCACCCAGGUACAGUUCGCCGUGCCUCCUGGGGAAAACCUGGCCUCCCUGCACGCCGGAUGUACCCGACGUUUCGUCACAUCCACUGCACACAGAGCGCCGUGCCGUGUGUGAUAUAGGGUGCCGGUGCAUUCUGUUCGAUCUGUCAUUGUACCGGCCAGACUACCGCACGAGCGAAGCACAGGCAAGGACAGGCGAAGGAAACAGCUAGCUGCUACCUUGGACGCCGCGUACAAGCAUGCGGGAAACGGCGAAGGAGAUGCCAGAAAAGAAGGGGAGGGGCAAAAUCAAGAUGGACAACCUGGAAAUUCCACCUGCCGAAACAUCUCCUAACCUGGACCCGGGUGUUCUGACGCCGGGGGACGUCUGUCUGCCCGGGUUUGUGACACAGAACGGCACCGAUCACACAGCAGAGACAACCAGCGGGCCCAAAACCCAGUCGCGGCGGCCAACGGAACUAAACGUGAGCGACAGCUCUCUCAAGUCUUCCCGAGCGCGAGUGCCAAAGGCCUACGAGAACACCUCGGCCAAACAGGCCACGACUGCGGUCGUACACAUCCCGGAGACCCGGAAACUACAGUACCUCAUGCCGCCGGAGCCGCAUCCACCGAUCGUUAAACCACAGAGAGCCAACGACUCAGGGGUGGAGAGUUGCGAGAGUGAACCGGGCACGAAAUUAGGAAGUACGCAAGAACCUCAGAAACCUAUCGUCUUCACAUUCGAGGUACCUUACGCGUUGGUUCAGCAGCGGUACGACCAGCCGCACUUGGUUGUUUUUGACAGCGAUGAAAACAACAAGGACGACGCGCAAACACAAAAGACAUCCGGUACCGAGAGUAAAGAGUCUGUGGUAACUGUGGGUAGCCGUGGUGCUGGAACGCGAUCCAAGGAGCGCAGAUAUUGUGACGGCUGCACGCUUACCAUAGUCCUGAUUGUCAUCAUCGUGGUGGGAAACAUCAUUGGCGCUGUGUACGUCUACCACAAGUAUAACAUGAUCAACAGCAGUUUACCAGCCACAAUUUCUCCUGUCUUAACGACAAUCCACACGACUCAAGAGGCAGGGCGACAUCACGACGACCCGCCGACGACAUCCUCAACAGUUAGAGAUGCAGACGACACAAUCUGGGUCAGAUUUACUAGCGCAGUUACCUCAGCAGACUUCCGGUGAC